AUGCCUUCGGCCAUCACCACCGUGUUUUCCACCCACGAACUGUUGGAAAGCAUCCUACUUCAGGUGGACUUGCGCACGCUACUCACUUCGGCCCAACGCGUCAACCGCACCUGGCAUGACUUGAUUCGCAGCUCGCUGCCGCUGCAGCGGACGCUGUUCUUCGCCCCGCAAGAUGACAUCCAGAAAAACACCGAGUACACAUACAAUCCUCUCUUAACGAACGCUUUCCCCACCUUCUUCCAGUCAUUCCCAGGCCCCGCUGCGGGGAGACCCAAAAAGCUCAACCUCAACAGCCUCGAGAUGGUGCUCCGCCCAGACAAGCAGACGGCCUACCUCCGGGCGGAGGCUAGUUGGCGAACGAUGCUCACGCGGCAACCACCGGUGCGAAGUCUACUAGCAGUGCGGGUGACGUCGAGCAUGGCGGGCGACAAGGAAGAGAUGGAGUGGCUAGAGGUCCCCGAGGGGGAGCUACGGAUGGGACGGGUGUUCGAGCUGGUGAUGUCGCGCAAGGUGGUCUCGUUUCAGCCCAUCACGCACAUUCAUCUUUUCUGGAACCCGGGGGCGGAGAUGAGGGCUUUUCAGGGAUCGUAUAUGCGGGUGGGUGACGAGUUACGGCGGGCAAUGGUCGAGGCGGAUGCGUUGCUGUACACGUACCACGUCGUGCAGUGUUCGGUGAGGUGGGAGGAUACGGCGGAGAUGACGUUGCAGAGUGAUCUGGCGAGGGGGUAUGGGAAGAUUGAUCUUUGA
Molecule: messenger RNA, 747 nt
Organism: Aspergillus campestris IBT 28561
Lineage: Eukaryota; Fungi; Ascomycota; Eurotiomycetes; Eurotiales; Aspergillaceae
Product: F-box protein
Exons: 1
Coding region: 1-747 (248 amino acids)
Molecular function (GO): protein binding
Source: RefSeq, a predicted model, not a curated record